GAUUCAGACAACUUUAUUGAUCCCAAGAAGGGCAAUUCAAUUCACAGCUUACCCCAUCUCAAACACACACGGACAACAUCCAGACAAACAUCCAAAAUGUUCUGUCAAUCACAGAUCAGUCAAACUGACAAACAGAGGUCGGUAAAGGACAGCAGAUAAGUUAAGAAGAUAUAAUAAAUAGCAAUAACAUAGAUAAAAAGAGAAAACAUGAUACAUGUUACCUGAUUUAUCAUGUAAGGGAACUGUCAAGAAAAAUCUCACAUGAAAUAACUACUGUCUGAGUUUAAUAACCUGGUAACAGAAGGAAUACAAGAGUUGGAGUAACGGUUAGUUCUCCUCGGAGGUUCCUGAUAAUGGCGGCCUGAAGGCAUCAAUCAUCAAUCAAUCAAGAGCACAUUAAUCCAUAAUGAAAAUAAAGUUUCCUAAUCUGAAUUAUUCUACUCAAUCUAAAGGUCUUUUACACUUUUCUACUUCACAACAAACAAUAAACCAGCAUGUUGUGAACAUCUUAACCAGCCUCUCAGACUCACUUUAAAGAUUUAAUCCUUAUCCUCAUCUAAUCCCAUUAAGAUUAAACUGGGUGUAAACUGGGUGCGUAUGGUGCCCGCUUCCCCAGCUGCAGGUUUUACACUCGGGUUUGGCAACAACUGAUAUCACAUAUUACAGCUUGCUUUCAUUUUAAUCCAAGAUGGCUGGUUGAGAAUGUGUCUGUUUCCUGCUCUUCCCAUCUGUUAAAUGUAUGAGAAUGUAACCUUGUCUGUGCAAGAAAUAACUCUGUCUGAGCAAGGAAAUACAGGUUGGCCUCCACUUCUAGUCACUUUUAUUAGUGCAUCACCAACUGGAUAAUUACUGGAACUAUUCAAUCAGGGAAUGUGCCACAGAUUUAUUCAAUUAAGAGUGCCUGCAUGCCUAAUAAUACAAUGUGGUUUCAUCUGCUGUAGGUAUCCGUCACUGUGACAGAGCAGGAGAAAGAUUCACAUUGAGGGAUUAGUGUCAAGUAUGGAAAUAAGGAGUGAUGGAUGAUUUAAGGAGUAUAAUACAAGGAGACAAUCAUAAAUCAUUAUUGCAAAGUCACAGAAAGGAAGCGUCUGUCUGCUGUCUACAUUCGGACUUCACUUUCCUCUCAUUCCCGGCUUCCCCCUCUAAUUUUCCUGCACAACCACAAGCACUGCUCGCUCGCUCUGUCAUGACUCCCAGUAACACUGGCAUCUCAUUUAGAGGCAGCAGCCCAGCAUCCAUUAGUUAGAGCAGAGGGAGGAAAUACGGGCUGUGGAGGGAGGGAAGAUGACGGCUAUUUAAGGGUUGGAGUUUAAGCAAUGGGGGUCUGACUUAAACUUCUCCUCACACUUUAAAAGACAUUUACUCCUACUCUCUCUUCCUCUCUCUUCCUCUCUCUCUCUGACAGUAAAGGAGCUGAACUCCAGCCUGAGCUGUGAGCAGUGAGGAAAGAUAAGGAAGCUGGCUGAGGGAGGAUAGAGCUGCCACCUUGCUGGAGAGGCUGCAAGACGGAGCAGUGGCACAGCAGAGCAAAGCAUCAUUUUUCUUGGCUUCAUUGAAUGUGUGAAGACUCUGAGGAGCGCCUCAUCUUACCUGCACGGGCUUGUGACAAGUAGAUUGCAGUAGUACAGAACCUUCACCUUUAAUGAGGAUUGGCCUUUAGUGAGAGGUUCAAACUGAUAUUUAUUUCACUAAAUCCACGUCCCACGUCCAGCAUGGAUACCCGAGGCGUUCUGAGCUGCCUCCUCCUGACUGCUUUGCUCAGCUUAUCAAAUGCCGGGCUGGUGAAGAAAAUCCUACGGCAUCGACGACAGACUCUGGAAUCCCCUAAAGAUCAUAACGCCACACUGCCGAGCGCGGACCAUCCUGUUGUUUUCAACCACGUCUAUAACAUCAAUGUUCCUGCCAGUUCCCUGUGCUCGGUAGACCUGGACGCUCCAGAGAGCACUCAGCUCCAUCCUAAAGAUGCAGCAGUGUCUUCAGGCCAGCACAUCACUGAGCACACCGUCGAUGGGGAGAACCAGAUCGUCUUCACUCACCGCAUCAACAUACCUCGGCGGGCCUGCGGUUGCACCGACGACCUGCCCGGCAUGAAAGAUCUCAUGAGCCGGCUGGAGAUGCUCGAAGGAGAAGUUUCAGCAUUGAGAGAUCAGUGCACCGGUGACAGGGCCUGCUGCAGUGCACAGGCCACAGGUGUGGUGGGAACUAAACCAUACUGCCACGGUCAUGGAAACUACAGCACUGAAACCUGCGGCUGCAUAUGUGAGCCUGGCUGGAAGGGACCCAACUGCACUGAACCCGAGUGUCCCAAUAACUGCCAGAACCGGGGCCGCUGCGUCGACGGAAAGUGUGAGUGCUUCAAAGGCUUCACAGGAGAAGGCUGCACACUCGAGGUCUGCCCUGCGGACUGCGGAGCCCGUGGCCGGUGCGUGGGCGGCAUUUGCAUCUGCUCUGAUGGUUUCCUCGGCGAAGAUUGCUCUCAAACCAAGUGCCUCAACAACUGCCGAGGCCGUGGCCGCUGUGAAGAUGGAGACUGCAUCUGUGAUGAACCCUGGACUGGCUCCGACUGCUCUGAACUCAUCUGCCCCAAAGACUGCUACGACCGUGGACGCUGCGAGAACGGCACCUGCUACUGCGAUGAGGGGUACGGCGGGGAGGACUGUGGAGAAACCACCUGCACCAACAACUGCCACGGUAACGGUUUCUGUGUGGAUGGCCGGUGCGUCUGCGCUGCCGGCUUCAGCGGAGAAGACUGCUCCCGGCUCACCUGCCUCAACGACUGUAACGGCAGAGGUACCUGCUUCAACGGGAUGUGCAUCUGCGACGUGGGCUAUCAAGGCGCAGACUGCAGCCAGUUGGCGUGCCUGAACAACUGUAACAGCAGAGGCCAGUGCAUAAAUGGACAGUGUGCCUGCGAUGUCGGUUUCCAGGGAGACGAUUGCUCGGAGCUUUCCUGUCCAAACGACUGCCAGUACAGGGGGCGCUGUGUUAACGGCCAGUGUGUGUGCGAGGAAGGCUUUGUUGGAGAGGACUGCAGCAUCAGGACCUGCCCCUCAAACUGCUACGGCCGCGGCGAGUGUAUUAAGGGACGUUGUGUGUGUCACGCAGGCUUCACCGGUGAUGAUUGUGCUGAGCUGAGCUGCCCCAGCAACUGCCGAAACCGCGGCCGGUGCAUCGAUGGGCAGUGCGUUUGCGACGAAGGCUUCUCUGGGGAGGACUGCAGUCAGAAAGCUUGUCCCAACGACUGCCUGGCCCGGGGUUUCUGCGCCGACGGCAAGUGCGUCUGUCAGGAAGGCUACUCGGGAGAUGACUGCUCUGUGCACGCUUGUCCAGGUAACUGCAACAACAGGGGGCGUUGCAUCAAAGGGAGGUGCACAUGUGAGAGUGGAUAUGAAGGAGAAAGCUGUGCGGAGCUGAGCUGCCUCAACAACUGCCAGGACAAAGGACGCUGUGUGAAUGGUCAGUGCGUCUGUGACGAGGGUCACAUUGGAGAAGACUGCUCUGAAGUGUCUCCUCCAAAGGACCUGACUGUUGACGAGGUCACCUCUGGCUCGGUGGCCCUGUCCUGGAACAACGAGAUGUUGGUAACAGAGUACCUUGUGACGUACGUGCCCACCAAACCUGGCGGUCUUCAAAUGGUGUUCACUGUGACGGGAGACAAAACGGCGGCCACCGUCAAAGAACUUGAACCUGGCAUCGAGUACCUGAUCAGUGUCUACGCUGUUCUGAGCAACAAGAAGAGUGUCCCGGUCAGCGCCAGGGUGGCCACAGAGCUUCCAAAGCCAGAGGGUUUAAUAUUCAAAUCAGUGCGGGACACCUCAGUGGAGGUGAUGUGGGACCAGCUGGACAUCGCCUUUGAUGGCUGGGAGAUCUAUUUCCGCAACAUGAAAGAAGAAAAUGGAAAAGUUGUGAGCACCCUUCCACCUUCUCAGAAUCAGUUUGUCCAGGCAGGCCUUGGACCAGGACAGGAGUAUGAAGUCUCUGUUAACAUCAUCAAGAACAAGACCAGAGGACCCCAAACAUCCAAGACAGUCACCACCAAGAUUGACGGCCCCCGGCAGGUGGAGGUAAAGGACGUGACGGACUCCUCUGCUCUGGUCGGCUGGUUUCAGCCGGUGGCUCCUAUGGACAGACUCACCAUGUUUUACGGGCCCAGCUCCGACCCCUCGGAUGAAAUCAGAGUGGAGAUUUCCCCCCCGGACAAGCAGUACAGCAUCGACGGUCUGAAGCCAGACACUGAAUACACGGUGUCGCUCAUCUCCAGGAGUGGACCGCUCUCCAGCAACCCUGCCGUCACCACAUUCACUACAGCGCUGGACGCCCCCACCGGCCUGCAGGCUGUGUCCCAGACAGACGACAGCAUCACUCUGGAGUGGACCAACAGUCAGGCUGAUGUCGGCAACUAUCUGGUGAAAUACAGUCCCAUCUCUGGAGCGACUCAUGGUGAGGAACUGUUCCCACGAGGACCGGGAGACACCACAAAAGCCACUAUCACUGGGCUGAAGCCGGGGACAGAGUAUGGGAUUGGUGUGACAGCCGUGAAGAAUGAGAGAGAGAGCCUUCCUGCUACUACAAAUGCCGCAACUGAUAUUGAUCCUCCCAGAGAUUUCAAAGGAGUCGAGUCCACAGAGACCUCUCUCACCUUGAAGUGGCAGAAACCACGGGCCAAGGUCGGCGUCUACAGGCUGAUGUACGUCUCCAGGGACGGCCAGGAGGAGGAGGUGGAGAUCCCAGCCACAGCCACCAGCUACGUCGUGUCCAACCUGACUCCUGGAAUGAGCUACACCCUCACUCUGGCUGCAGAGAGGGGGCUCAAGAGGAGCACGCCUGUCACCGUAUCUGCAUCCACAGCCUCUUUCACGUUUUAUUUAGCUGACUCAGACGACCGCGAGCUAACGUCUCCUUCAGGCUCGGAGGACAACGUCAUUAGCUUCGUGUAUUUAGACCCCUCCGAGGAUGAGCUCGGGAAACUGACAACGUCGGGCAUCACGCCUGACGGAUUUGAACUCUCAUGGAAACUAAAGGCUCACGGAGUCUAUGAUAGUUUGACAGUAGAAUAUAAAGACACUCGGCGAUUAUGGGAUGUGAGAGAGGUCCAACUUCCUGCCGAUGCCACUGGCUCUAGAAUCCAGGGCCUGAAUGCAUCGACAGAAUAUCAAAUAAUCCUUUAUGGAUUAACCAGUAGCCAGAGAUCUGCGCUACUCGAAGCUGUUGCAGUCACAGCACCAAAGCCUACCUCUCCAGAUGUUCUUAUGCUGAGCAUCAACGAUGCCCCAACAGCUCCUCUGGAUGUUGAAGCAGUUCAAACCCCAGAUCCCCUCCGUCCUCUGAACACUCCUGAUACUGGUGUGAUGAGCUCUGAGGCUGAGCCUGAAAGCUCCAGUCUGGACGUGUUGGGGGACCUCACAGUCAAGGUCACCUCCACCAGCGUAAGCCUGUCUUGGACGGCGCCCGACGAGGCGUUCGAUAGCUUUUUGGUGGAGCUCAGUGCUCCGUCAGGGGCGACUCCAGCUCAUGUGACCACACUACCAGGAAGUGUGAGGAAGGCUCAAAUAGAGGGCUUGUCCCCCUCGACACAAUAUGAUAUUUUAUUACAAGGGCUGUUGGAAGGGAGGCCAUCCUUACCUCUCAAAGUUCUUUCUACUACAGAGGAGCAGGAGCCCGCGGUGGUGAACCUCACCACCUCUGACAUUACAUGGGACGGCUUCACUGCGUCCUGGAGCCCCGCCGGGGGGGAAUUUGACAGCUUUGUCAUUGAGGUAACAAACUUGGACAAUUUGGAAGAGAGCCAGAACCUCAGUCUGUCCGCAGACGCUUUCAGCCUGGGCCUCUCCGGGCUGAACCCCAACACCAGCUACCUGGUUGGCCUGUUUGGGAUGUAUCAGGGCUCCUUCCUUCAACCCGUGUACACUGAAGUCACCACAGUGAUUCAGCCAUCGGUUGGCAAUCUAUAUAUCUCAAACUUAACGUCAGAGAGCUUUUCAAUCUUCUGGAACAGCACUGAAGGAGAAUUUGAUGGUUUUAUCCUGGAGAUAAUUGAUUCUGAUUGGCUGAUGGAGCAAAAGGAAUAUAACAUAUCCCACAGUGUAAAGUCCCAUGACGUCACAGGGCUCAGGCCCAGCACUGACUAUGUAGCCUACUUCUAUGGGACAUACAAGGGAUCCAGAACAAGUGCUGUCAGUAUUGUUGCAUCAACAGCUGAAGAGCCUGAUUUGUCCAGGCUAGUUGUUUCUAACAUUACCUCAGACAGAUUCUCUCUGUCGUGGCGGACAGGAGAGAAGGCAUUUGAUAACUUUAUAGUAGAAGUCAGAGAGUCUGCUUCGCCCUCGCAGGCGAUGGGGCGUGCUCUGCCAGGAGACGUGCGCUCCACAGUCAUGGCCGGGCUCAAAGCGAGCACGAGCUACAACAUAAAGCUGUACGCCAGCACUGGUGGCCAGAACACACAGCCCCUGUUUGAUGUAGCUACAACAGAGGAUGUCCCCCAGUUGGGGCCCAUAGCUGCGUCAUCUGUGAGCCCACAUAACCUCAGCUUGUCCUGGAGCACUGUGUCGGGCCACUUUGAUGGCUUCGUUAUCCGGGUCAGUGACCCCGAGCAGCAGUCUGAUACGCUGGAGUUCAGACUGCCUGGUGAAGCUCGUAUCAUUACCAUCUCUAAUCUGAUGGAUGCCACAGGCUAUGAUAUUGAACUAUACGGUAUCUCUCAUGGGCGCCACACUCCUUCUGUGUUAGCCCACGCCGUCACAGCUCCUUUGCCUAAAGUGGAAAACUUGACCAUUUCCAACAUAACUCCGUACGGCUUCAGAGUGUCGUGGGAGGUGAAGCAGCAGCAGCAGCCGCCGCAGCAGGAGGAAUUAGCCCCCUCUAGUGGCGGCUUCAGCCGUUUUCACAUAGUGGUGACAGACUCUGGCUGGCUGCUGGAGCCUCAGGAGUUCACUGUGCCAGGAAACCAAAGUCACCUGGACAUCUGGGGCCUCAUCACCGGCAUAGGCUAUGAGGUCAGGCUGACCGGGGUGUCAGAAUCAGGGCUUCUCUCUCGGCCUCUGACUACAGUGGCUGUGACAGAGGCAGAGCCUGAGGUGGAGCAUCUCUUUGUCUCGGACAUCACGGCUGACGGUUUCCGUCUGUCGUGGACGGCUGAUGAAGACUUGUUUGACAGAUAUGUGAUUAAAAUAAGAGACAGCAAAAGAUUAGCCCACCCUCAAGAGUACAGCGUCCGUGGCGAUGAACAAACCAAGGUUUUAACAGGACUCAUGAGUGGCAGCGAGUAUGAAAUCGAGCUUUAUGGUGUCACAUUGGACCAACGCUCCCAACCUAUUACUGGGGUUGCUCAGACAGGUCUGAGCACUCCAAGAGGACUCAGCUUCUCUGAAGUGACGGACUCCUCGGCUGUAGUUCACUGGUCCAUGCCUCGCUCUCCAGUGGAUAACUACCGAAUCACCUAUGUGCCCUUUGAAGGAGGAAGCCCACUGAUGGUGACUGUGGAUGGCAAUGUGAUUGAGGCUUUGCUGCCCGAUAUGAUCCCUGGCAAAAUGUACCAAGUGACCGUGAGUGCUGUGAAGGGUCUGGAGGAAAGUGACCCCAGCACUGACACUGUAAUCACAGCUUUGGACAGACCUCAGGGUCUGACUGCAGCUAACGUCUCUGACACCUCAGCCCUGUUGGUGUGGCAGCCGUCUGUGGCCACUGUCGAUGGCUACACCAUCACUUACAGCGCUGAAUCAGUGUCCCCGGUGGUGGAGCAUGUUUCUGGGAACAUGGUGGAGUUUGAGAUGGGCUCCCUGGUUCCAGGAACCCACUACACAGUGGGAGUACAUGCUGUGAAAGAGGCUGAGAGGAGUGACCCUGCUGUUACUGAAUUCACCACCGAUGUGGAUCCUCCUCGUGAUCUGACAGCUAUUAACAUUCAAACCGACGCUGCAACUCUGACGUGGAAACCUCCGCAGGCUGCUGUGACCGGUUACACGCUCACCUUCUCCUCUGCUGAUGGUGUCAUCAGGGAAGUGGUGCUAAGCCCGACAGCGUCCUCUUACAACAUGGCUCAGCUGACUGGAUCCACAGAGUACAAUGUGAGACUGCAGGCCAUCGCCGGAGCCCAGAGGAGUCGUCACGUCACCACCGUCUUCACUACCAUUGGACAGUUGUACAGACGCCCUCGGGACUGUGCUCAGAUUUUACUGAACGGAGAGACGACCUCGGGUCUGUACAACGUGUACGUGGGAGGAGAGGAGAGCCAGCCCAUCCAGGUUUACUGUGACAUGACCACAGAUGGCGGAGGAUGGAUGGUUCUCCUCAGACGGCAGAAUGGAAAGUUGGAGUUCUUCAGGAACUGGAAGAAUUAUACCGCUGGCUUCGGUAACAUGAACGAUGAGUUCUGGCUGGGUCUGUCAAACCUCCAUAAAAUCACUAAUUCUGCCAACUACGAGCUGCGAGUGGACUUGAGGGACCAGGGGGAAUCGGCCUACGCUCAGUACGACAAGCUCACGAUUGCAGAGCCAAGAACACGCUAUAAAAUCUACAUCGGAGCGUAUAGUGGAACAGCAGGUGACUCCAUGACGUACCACCAGGGUCGACCCUUCUCCACCUACGACAACGACAACGAUAUCGCAGUCACAAAUUGCGCCUUGUCCUACAAAGGUGCCUUUUGGUAUAAAAACUGUCAUCGUGUCAACCUCAUGGGGAAAUAUGGUGACAACAGUCACAGUAAGGGGAUCAACUGGUUCCACUGGAAGGGCCACGAACACUCGAUUGAAUUUGCAGAGAUGAAGAUUCGGCCGGCCAACUUCAGAAAUCUUGAGAGCAGAAAAAAGCGAUCGUAGACUUGUGUACCCCCCCUCCUCAUCUACACGUCAUCUCCACACACACACACCCUCCCCCUGAACUUCUGUAUCCCCUCGUCCUCUCAAAUCACUUUAAUCUGGUAACAAUUACACCAAACGAUCCAUUUGUGUCGCCAUCCCAUCGGCACUGUUGUGUACAGUAUGUGUGAUUAUACAUAUUUGAAAGCAGCGGUGAGUUUGACAUACAGUACAUGUGUUAUUGGGACUAAACAUCAUCACUUCAUCAUAUGAAGAGUUCGUUAUAAAAUAGUGUAAAUGGAUCCACUGGAUCAGUAACAUGUCAAAGGGCACAUAUUCAGAAGGCGUCACAGCCCUUAAAGGAACGUUUCAUUAGUUCAGUUCCUCCAUCGUGGUAAACUGAGUUAUAGACCAAUAAAAUCCUACAUCUUAGUGAAUAGAAUGAACUCUUACUGUACAACCCAGACCAUUAGUGGAGACCACUAAUACCACUGAAUUCAUAUUUAAAUUUUGAUUUACUUAUUUUGAUAGAAAGAUGCUCUGUAACCUUCAAUAUAAAUAAAAACAUUAGUUUGAUAAUAUA
Molecule: messenger RNA, 9375 nt
Organism: Sebastes umbrosus (honeycomb rockfish)
Lineage: Eukaryota; Metazoa; Chordata; Actinopteri; Perciformes; Sebastidae
Product: tenascin
Exons: 29
Coding region: 1713-8813 (2366 amino acids)
Molecular function (GO): protein binding
Source: RefSeq, a predicted model, not a curated record